GGCAUCUCUGACUCGAUCUUUUAGAAGUUUUGUCAAAGAAAGCUAUUCAUGUUGGAGGUCUGGUUGUGUAUAUGUGCCUUUGUGUGAUGUGGAGGGGGUCUAAGGAAAGUUAAAGGACUGCAGACAUUCAAUUCUACUUCCACGAGCUGCUUAUGACAGCACUUAUACCUAUAACAAGCAGCCAAAUUAAUUUAAAGGCAAAGAACAGCAAGAAAACACAUGAUAUAUAACCAUAACUUAUAUUUAGGUGGUGACUGAAGAAACAACUUUGGAUCAAAUCACUCACCAGGAAAAAAGCCAAUAGAAAGACUUGGUGCUCCCUACCUCCUAGCUGAAUAUACCUGAAUACUGCAAAGGUUGUACUUCCUAGCUGAAUAUACCUGAGUACUACAAAGGUUGUACCUCCUGGCUGAAUAUACCCGAGUACUGCAAAAGUUGUGCCCCCUAACUGAAUAUACCCGAGUACUGCAAAGGUUGUACCGCCUAGCUGAAUAUACCUGAGUACUGCAAAGAUUGUACCCCCUAACAGAAUAUACCCGAGUACUGCAAAGGUUGUACCGCCUAGCUGAAUAUACCUGAGUACUGCAAAGAUUGUACCUCCUAGUUGAAUAUACCUGAGUACUGCAAAGGUUGUACCUCCCAGCUGAAUAUACCUGAGUACUGCAAAGGUUGUACCUCUUAGCUGAAUAUACCUGAGUACUGCAAAGGUUGUACCUCCUAACUGAAUAUACCUGAGUACUGCAAAGGUUGUUGAAUUAAAGUUGACCAGCUGCAUGUUGAAGCUCUUCUGUUUGCAGCAGGAAAAAAGAAAGCCCUCUUGGGGCUUGAAAUAAAGUGAAAACAAUGAACCUCCUUAGAGCUUGUAUCCACAUGCUUUUAGUUCAAAUGGCACAGCUUAUAUAUUUACUACCUGAGAAAUCUAUGCCGGUAUCAAAAGUGGCAGCAAAAGGUCAACCAAAAGACAAACUGUUAAGGUAUAGGACAAAAAGAAGUUGGGUGUGGAAUCAAUUUUUUGUUCUAGAAGAAUACACUGGCACAGAUCCCCUGUAUGUCGGCAAGCUUCAUUCAGACAUGGAUAAAGGAGAUGGAUCCAUCAAGUACAUCCUGUUAGGAGAAGGAGCGGGUAGAAUGUUCACAAUUGAUGACAACACAGGUGACAUCCAUGCAAUACAAAGACUCGAUCGAGAGGAAAGGUCUCAGUAUACUUUACGUGCCCAAGCUAUAGACAGGAAGACAAGCAGGCCAAUGGAACCUGAAUCAGAGUUCAUCAUCAAAGUCCAGGACAUCAAUGACAAUGAACCCAAGUUUCUGAAUGGUCCUUAUGUAGCCAGUGUUCCUGAGAUGUCUCCAGUUGGCACAUCGAUAAUGCAGGUGACAGCGACAGAUGCCGAUGACCCCACGUACGGAAGCAGUGCACAUGUUGUGUAUAGCAUCCUUCAGGGACAGCCUUACUUUUCAGUAGAGCCAAGAACAGGUAUAAUAAGAACAGCUCUAACAAAUAUGGACAGAGAAGCACGUUCUUACUAUGAAGUGGUCAUUCAAGCCAAGGAUAUGGCUGGACAGAUGGGAGGCUUAGCUGGCACAACAACUGUCAAUAUCACACUCUCUGAUGUCAAUGACAAUCCGCCAAGAUUCUCACAGAAACUUUACCAAAUGAGUGUUCCGGAAUCUGCUCCAGUUGGUUCCUCUGUCGGGCGUGUUCUUGCAAAGGAUUUGGAUGAAGGGAUCAAUGCUGAAAUCAGAUACACCAUAGUGGAUGGAGAUGGCAUAGAUGUAUUCAACAUCAGCACUGAUCAUGCCAGUCAAGCAGGCAUCAUCACAAUUAAAAAGCCUUUGAAUUUUGAGAAAAAAAAGAGCUAUACUUUGAAAGUGGAAGGAGCCAACACCUACCUUGAGCUGCGAUUCCUAAGCCUAGGUCCUUUCCAAGACACAGCUACAGUUCACAUCAGUGUGGAAGAUGUGGAUGAGCCACCAGUGUUUGACUCAAGCUUUUACUUUGUGGAGGUUUCUGAAGAGGUAGAAAUUGGGACCAUUAUUCAGUCUAUACUUGCAAGAGACCCUGAUGUGGCAAAUGAUUCCAUUAGGUACUCCAUUGACAGAAGCAGUGAUCCAGAGAGAUACUUCUAUAUUGACAUCAUCUCAGGUGCUCUAAUGACUGCAAGACCCCUGGACCGAGAAUCUAUUUCUUGGCACAAUAUCACCAUCUUGGCUAUGGAGAUGAAUAACCCAUCACAGAUCGGCAGUGCCGCAGUUACAGUUAAAGUGUUUGACGUGAAUGACAAUCCUCCUGAGUUUUCUCAAUUUUAUGAAGCUUAUAUGUGCGAAAAUGUUAAAGCGGGUCAGCUUGUGCAGUCUUUAAGUGCCAUAGACGACGAUGAUCCACAUGGAGGCCAACACUUCUCUUACAGCCUUUCUCCAGAGGCUGCCAGCAAUCCCAACUUUACUCUCAAGGACAAUCAAGAUAAUACUGCAUGGAUUCUAACGAGAAGGUCUGGUUUUCGACAACAAGAGCAGCACACCUAUUAUCUCCCAGUUGUGAUAAGUGAUAACGGACUGCCUCCCUUAAGCAGUACAAGCACGGUAACAGUUCGUGUGUGUAGCUGUGACAUUGAUGGAGAUAUAAUGAGCUGCACUGCUGAGCCCUACACACUGCCUGUCAGCCUGAGCAGGGGAGCACUUAUCGCAAUACUGGCCUGCAUCUUCAUUUCACUAGUGAUGAUUCUGCUGAUUCUGUCGAUGAGGAGACACAAAAAGCAACCAUGUAUAAUCGAUGAAGACGAAAACUUCCAUGAGAACAUCGUAAGGUAUGAUGAUGAAGGAGGUGGGGAGGAAGACACAGAGGCUUUUGACAUUGCAGCUAUGUGGAACCCUAGAGAAGUCCAGUUGCUGAAAACUAGACAGGAUAUGCUACCAGAAAUUGAAAGCCUUUCAAAACAUGUUCCGCAGACAUGUGCAGUUGAUUACAAUGUGCAUAGCUAUGUACUUGCAAAGCUGUAUGAAGCAGAUCAGGACCCUUGUGCUCCUCCAUAUGACUCAUUGCAAACUUACCUGUAUGAAGGAAAUGGAUCUGUAGCAGAAUCACUCAGCUCCCUGCAGUCAAUUACUACAGACUCUGACCAGAGCUAUGAUUAUCUCACUGAAUGGGGACCGCGCUUUAAAAAGCUUGCUGAUAUGUAUGGUGUUUCAAAAGACAGUGGCUCAUUAUGGUAGUGGAUGAAUGAUACCUACAUUUUGUAUAAGACAAUAAACAGAGAGGAUUAUAAUUAAAUCCUUCUGUGAACUAAAGUGUAACAUUUCUGCAGAUAAGUGGUCCACUGAAGGAAAGAAACAUCACUCCUUUUCAAAAAACAUAACCGAUUUGCAACUGUACAAUGCUGAAUGACGGAAAGAGACAUAUGUAUUUUUAAAAUGCAGCCUUUCUUUGAAUUGAGGUCACCAGAUAAAACUGUAUAUUCAAGUGACCUCCUUCCUUGAGGAAACAAAUUUUACAGAUCCAAUGUCAACAUGAAUUUCAACGCAAAAUGUGCCAUAUUAAUUUUAUCUUUUCAACCACCGAUUUUUUGAAAAUCUAGAUAAACAACAUUCUGAAAAUGAUAUUAGAAAACAUGAGACAAUUUUGUAAGGUAGAUUUAUUUUAAUGAAUCACUAACCCAGAUAUUUUUAUGAAAUAUAAAGGGUAAAAGUAUUCCAACUUCCAUUUUAUUAAUGGUAAUCACUUCAGUUUUGAGGAUUUCAAGUUUACAUUUUACAUAUUCUGAGAUGUCUAAGGAGCAGAUGACAACACUGUUUGUUGUGCUUCUUCUUCUGUUAGCUAUAAUAUUGCAGCAUUGCUGACUGUUAAGAACACUGGUAGAAAAUCUGUAUUAUUUUGGCACAGAUUUUUGCCAAAUGAAAGAGAAACUCUAUAAAAUGAAAGCCAAUGAAGUAUGAAGUAUAAAAUAUUACACAAAGAAACAAGAUAGGGCUUUACUAAAGUGGUUUGUCUGUUUUAGUUAGAUUUGCAUAGAUGAACUACUCAAACACUGCAAUAGAAAGAAUGGUAAAUAUGUAUGUCUGAAAAGUAAAAUGUAUACAUUUUGCAAAUAUGGUAAUUUUGGUAAUAAAAUAUUGUGUAUUCUUUUACAGUUGAAGAAACACUCCCUUUAAUAAAUUCACAACAUAACAGCCAUAAUAAGCAUUAAAGAGAAGAGUAUUCUUCAAAAAUAAUAGUAAACAGUAUACUGGUGUAAAACUUA
This is a messenger RNA of Protopterus annectens (West African lungfish), 4235 nucleotides long. RefSeq names its product cadherin 20 (gene CDH20). The transcript is spliced from 13 exons. Gene Ontology annotation, molecular function: calcium ion binding; cadherin binding. Gene Ontology annotation, biological process: calcium-dependent cell-cell adhesion; cell morphogenesis; multicellular organism development. The coding region runs from base 844 to 3210 and encodes 788 amino acids. Gene Ontology annotation, cellular component: adherens junction; plasma membrane; catenin complex. The record is from RefSeq and is a predicted model, not a curated record. Lineage: Eukaryota; Metazoa; Chordata; Ceratodontiformes; Protopteridae.